Messenger RNA from Vanrija pseudolonga, 596 nucleotides. It is a transcript of the gene ndufaf3, whose product is annotated as NADH dehydrogenase [ubiquinone] 1 alpha subcomplex assembly factor 3. The record is from RefSeq and is a predicted model, not a curated record. The transcript has 2 exons. Bases 13 to 558 code for a protein of 181 amino acids. NCBI's taxonomy places the organism in Eukaryota, Fungi, Basidiomycota, Tremellomycetes, Trichosporonales, Trichosporonaceae. Gene Ontology annotation, cellular component: mitochondrial inner membrane. Gene Ontology annotation, biological process: mitochondrial respiratory chain complex I assembly.
CCCCAACAAACAAUGCUGAGAACACAACUAGCUCGCAGCCUGAGGGCAGCCACCGCGCGCCCUCUCGCCGCGCGCGCAUUCCACACCACCCCCGCGACGCGCCUGCAAAACCUCUUUGAAACGCCCGAGAACCCGCCGCUCUCAGUCCACAAGCUGACCGACAAGGGCUUCAUCCUCUCCGACGGGCUCGUGGUCCCCGGCGGCGCAAUCUUCGCAGAGGGCAAGGUGUUCUUGUGGGACGUGGACCCGCCGCGCGGGGACGGGAGCCAGGGGAUCGACAAGGCGUGGGCCGGGUGGGGGGUGGAGCGGUUCGCCGUGUUUGAGCGGCUCGUCCCACGGCCAGAGAUUCUCCUCUUCGGAACCGGCGCCCGCGUGAUCCCCGCCCCGCCCGAGAUACGCGACUACAUCUCGUCGCUCGGCAUCCAGCUCGACAUCAUGGACACGCGCAACGCAGCAAGCACGUACAACCUCCUCUUUGAGGAGGGCCGCACCGUGUCCGCCGCGCUGUGCCCCCUCCUGCCCGUCGACCCGCGCACCGGCGGCCCGCGCAGCGCCUAAACCACCUAACUGUACUAUUAUGCAUCAUUACUCACACC